Molecule: messenger RNA, 3041 nt
Organism: Pecten maximus
Lineage: Eukaryota; Metazoa; Mollusca; Bivalvia; Pectinida; Pectinidae
Product: nuclear hormone receptor HR96-like
Exons: 4
Coding region: 105-1769 (554 amino acids)
Biological process (GO): negative regulation of transcription by RNA polymerase II; positive regulation of transcription by RNA polymerase II; cell differentiation
Molecular function (GO): nuclear receptor activity; RNA polymerase II cis-regulatory region sequence-specific DNA binding; zinc ion binding
Source: RefSeq, a predicted model, not a curated record
UGAGAAAUUUUUAUAAUGGCUGUAAUGUGAAAUGAUGUUACAAGCGAAGUGCAGCGAAGAGGAUUACUGCACAUCAUCGACACACCACUCAAUUGAAAAGGAGCAUGGAGUGCGACAGUCGAAGCCAAGACUGGACCGUUUCAUCCCUCACAGGCAGUAAGAAGGAAAAGCUAUGUCUGGUGUGCGGGGACAAAGCGUUGGGUUAUAACUUUAAUGCCGUCUCCUGUGAGUCGUGUAAGGCAUUUUUCCGGAGAAAUGCACACAAGACUAUACGAGGGCGCUGUGAGGGAAAGUGUGAGGUAAACGUGGAGUCGCGCUCAUUUUGUAAAAGAUGCCGCCUCCAAAAGUGCUUUACCGUUGGCAUGCGCAAGGAUAUGAUACUCAAUGAACAACAGAAAAAUGUUCGAAAACAGAAGAUCAUUAUAAACAAGUUAAAGAAACAUGGGCACUGUCCUCUGGAGGAUUCGUGUUCUGGCACAUCCGAGGUUUUUUCUGAGGAUUUUGAGGCAAAGAUAUACUCACAAAGUCUCGACGAAUUGCGUUCAGAAUUUCCAAAUCUCUCUGAAAAAGAUUUAGGAAUGCUGACCAAAUUAAAACAGGAAAAUAUUGAUGAGAAAAAUGUGUGUUCAACCUCGGAGGAUUGCACGUUUCCCAAAUGGACUGACCCGGAGGAGCAUGUAGAGGAGAUUAUCAGUGACAUGUCAGAAAUCCAUCAAAGUUUAGUAAAGGAACUCUUACGCGCUAAUGAGCAGAGUUUCUUUCUUGCCAACACUUCCACGGAAGUCAGAAGCAUACCAACAAAUGCUGCAGAGUUCAUCAACAUAGCAGAGGGCUUCAUACGUCGAUUGAUAAAAUUAGCGAAAAACAUUGAAUUUUUCAAAAUGAUAGCAAAAGAGGACCAAAUAACUUUGCUCAAAGGUUCUGUGACCGAAAUCAUGAUGUUGCGAUCAGCUGUUAAUUAUGAUGUUAAAACUGAAUCUUGGAGCUUGAGCACAAAACGUUGUCUGAAUAAAGACACUGCUAAAGCUUCAAGUAAAGAACCUCUCGGUGCAAAUCUACCUCAUAGCUCUCACGCCAACAAUGUAAACCAGUCUGCCAGCCGUGACCUCACAAACCUACCAAAUGUGUUACCUCCUAAAGACAAGUCCAGUCACGUUCUGCCGGACACGUCUGGAAUAAAAACAGAAGUAAAUACGUCAUCUACCUCAUGCUCCGUGGUUGGGGCCUCGCUCAACAUUGAAAAAUCGCAUGCCCAAUUGCCAGUCGGUUCUGAUAUAAGUCACUUGCGCACUCGAUGUUCAGGGGAUGCUGAUCUUCGUCAGUUGCCUGCUCAAGUUGAACAGAAAAAGACGGAUGAAAGCCCUAGUAAGUCAGGUUUAACAAACAUAAAAGCAGAUCUGCUAAAGAAUAGCAACACUGAAACUCGUGUAAUGUAUAUGUCAUAUUCUUCAUUCAUCAAAUCUCUGAUGAAAACUAUCCAUGGCGAUGUCCUAAUGCUCAAAUUGCUAGUUAUGCUGUCAUUGUUUUCGUCGGAUCGGCAGGGCCUUGAGGAAAAACAAAAGGUUGAAGAGAUUCAGGAAUGUUAUGCGCAAAUCCUUCAGGGUUAUAUUUUUGCCCGAUUUCCACACGAAAAGAGCCUCUUUGCCAAGGUUCUAAUGAAACUCACAGACCUUCGCGAUAUCAAUGAACUCCACACCAAGAUGUUACUCAGGAUGAAGGUCGAAAGCCUCGAACCAUUACUUAUAGAAAUAUUUGAUCUCCCUUUUUGAUUUAUCUGUCAGUCUUAAUUUUGUACAGGUUUCAAAGGGUUCAAAUCGUUUGCAUUUUUCAAGGAUAAAUUGCAAAAAUUCUUAAAAGCAUUGCGAAGAUUAUGAUUCAUUUCAUAGUUUAAAUUUGCAAAAAUAAUAUCUAGUUUUUAACAGUGAAAAUACUAAAUCAUCAAACAAAUAUCCUUUGAGAAACCUGUGAAAACUUGACAUAUUGUAAGUUUACUUGUAUCAUGUUGCAUGUAUUCGUGUAGUAUUAGGGGUAACUAAAGUGCUAUUUAAUGAAAUAUUUUCUUUAUAUACAGGAGGCUCAUUAUGUGAUAAAUAUAAUGUUAUGGGAUGGAUGCUUAAUGGUAAACUUCUCUGUCAUGAGUAUAUUUUAAAUCGUUAUUGUUUAUAGGGCAAACAAAUAUAUAAACAGCUCAUAAAAUAUACGAUUAUUUGAAGAAACAUACUACAGAGAAAGAGCAGUGAAAACCGGAUAAUAACUAAUUCCAACUGAAAGUCGAUUACAAAGGAAAAAUAUGAAUGAAAAGGUAUGGAAUUUCAUGUAGACCCUCCAAAGAAACACAAGGAUAAACCAUUAACUUUGUUCUAAAAGGAUGAAUAUAUAUAUAUAUAUAUAUAAGUAACAUUGACAUGGAAAUAACAUUUAAUCUGUAAAUUUGUCAGUUAAAUCUCAAUCAUAAAAACAAAAAUCCUUUACCUCAUCGGAAAACUUAUUUCUGAAUUACAUAUGUACUAUCUUCAUACAAAUCUUGGUAGGUUCUUACAAGACUUAGGGUGAACAACUCAUCACAAACUUUAGAGAACAUUCACUGUUCGUGAGUCAGUCCAAUAGAUAAAACUUAAUUUGCAAUUUUUGGAAAACAGAUACCAAGAAAUAAAUAAUCUGCUGAAAUUGUAUAAAAACGAAACAACAUGUAUGAGAUAUUGAUUAUUAGUUACAAUUCAGAUACCAACUGCAAAUAAUGAAUUUAUGUAAAAAAAUACAUAAACAGUUAAAAGAAAGUUAAUGUAUUCUUAAAUGUGAUGUAAUAUGUGCGUCUUAUAUUAAUUUGUUUCAAUAAUAAUAUGAAAAAAGGGCGGCAAUUAUUGAUAUUUAAGAAUUUUUUACUUUGGGAAGAAAAGGAAGGUAGGAGAACUAAAGGGAUUGUCAUAAAUAUGUAAAUGUAAAUGGGGAAAGCUUAAUUUAAUACUUUAAGUUUAAAUACUGCUAAUUGUUUUGUCAUUAUACAUUAUGUUUAUUUAGAUUUUUUUUAUUUAUUUAUAUAU